AUGAAAUUUCCAAUCGAGACUCCAAGAAAACAGGUGAACUGGGAUCCUCAAGUGGCCGUUCCCUCACCGGUGCCAGCUUGUGAACCUGAGCCCAAAACUAACGGGCAUUACCCAGCUCCACGACUCUCUGUUUCCUCCCGAGCCACUGUUGUUGCUACCAUGGAAGCCCCUUCUCAAGGUCUGCAAACAGUCAUGAAGUGGAAAACAGUUGUGGCCAUCUUUGUCGUGGUGGUGGUUUACCUGGUGACGGGAGGACUCGUCUUCCGUGCCCUGGAGCAGCCCUUUGAAAGCAGGCAGAAGAACACAAUCGCGCUAGAGAAGGCUGACUUUCUUCGGGAGCACGUUUGUGUAACCCAGCUAGAGCUGGAGACGCUGAUUCAGCAUGCUAUUGAUGCUGACAAUGCAGGAGUCAGUCCCAUAGGAAAUUCCUCUAACAACAGUAGUCAUUGGGACCUUGGAAGUGCCUUUUUCUUUGCUGGAACAGUCAUCACAACAAUAGGGUAUGGGAACAUUGCCCCAAGCACUGUUGGAGGCAAAGUUUUCUGCAUCUUGUAUGCCAUCUUUGGGAUUCCACUGUUUGGCUUCUUGCUGGCUGGGAUUGGAGACCAACUUGGAACCAUCUUUGGGAAGGGUAUUGCAAGGGUGGAAAAGGUUUUCAGAAAAAAGCAAGUGAGUCAAACAAAGAUCCGGGUGAUCUCUACGAUCCUCUUCAUCCUGGCAGGCUGCAUUGUCUUUGUGACCAUUCCUGCAGUUAUCUUCAAACACAUCGAGGGAUGGACAGCCUUGGAGUCCAUCUACUUUGUGGUUGUCACUCUGACUACCGUUGGCUUCGGUGACUUUGUAGCAGGAGGAAAUGCUGACAUCCAUUACCGGGAGUGGUAUAAACCCUUAGUGUGGUUCUGGAUCCUUGUUGGCCUUGCCUAUUUUGCUGCUGUCCUGAGUAUGAUUGGAGACUGGUUAAGAGUCCUGUCCAAGAAGACAAAAGAAGAGGUUGGAGAAAUAAAAGCCCACGCAGCUGAGUGGAAAGCAAACGUGACGGCUGAGUUUAGAGAGACACGGAGGCGGCUCAGCGUGGAGAUCCACGACAAACUUCAGCGAGCAGCAACCAUCCGGAGCAUGGAGCGCAGGCGCCUGGGCCUGGACCAGCGAGCCCACUCCUUAGACAUGCUGUCUCCAGAGAAGCGCUCUGUCUUUACUGCCUUGGAAACAGGACGCUUCAAGGCCUCAUCUCAGGAAAGCAUCAACAACAGGCCUAACAACCUGCGCCUUAAAGGGUCAGAUCAGCUCAACAAGCAUGGGCAGGGGGCAUCCGAGGACAACAUCAUUAACAAGUUUGGAUCGUCUGCUAAGAUGACCAAGAGGAAAAACAAAGACCUCAAAAAGACCAUCCCUGAGGAUGUGCGUAAAAUUUACGAGACCUUCCGAAACUACUCCUUGGAUGAAGAAAAAAAGGAAGAGGAGAUGGAGAAGAUGUGUAAUUCUGAGAACUCUUCUAGUACUGCAGUCCUGACCAACUGCAUCCAGCAACACUCAGACCUGGAGAAUGGAGUGAUCCCCAAUGAAACCAAAGAAAGGGAACAUGAAAACAAAGCAUUACUUGAAGAUAGAAAUUAAAUGUAAAAGAUGCUUGACUUAACAAUGUUAAUGUUUUUAUAUACAUAUAUAUAUUGAGACACGUGCCUUAUACAGACUCCUUAUUCAGUCUGAACUAUAUAGCAUUGAAGAAUAUUUCACUGUGCCAUAAAGACUCAAGCUUGCUCUGCCAAAACAAAUCAGGAACACAGCACUGCAGAAUGGCAACAGAAAGCUACGCACAUGGAAAUUUCAGCCUGUAUAAGAUUACCAGGGCAAGACACAGAGGAAGAGAUUGAACCAUGGCAAUAUCACCAGAGUGCUCCUACUAUGGCAUAAUAUUAGACAAAGGGCAGCUAUGUAAGAAGAGCCUUUGAAAGGGAUGAAAAAAAGUGUAUCUUUGUAAUGGAGUAUGCAUCCAUAAAGCCUUCCCCUGGUGAUUAAAAAUAGGAGAAAUGAUUGGAGUGAACUAGAAACUUUCAGUAAGGCUUAGUUUACGUUUUGGCACGUGAUCCAAGCUAGAAUUUUUUUUUUCCAUUUUUGAAUCAGAUGCAUUAUCUUUCUAAACUCCAAAAGAAUGUCCAUGGACACAGCCACCAGCUGGGUGCUGGUUUGAAAAAUCAACACAGACAUAUUUAAGGGUCGGAUUGCUCUUUUCAUUAAAAAAAAAAAAAAGAAUAAAACUCUGUGGGUAUUUAUCUUAACCAGUGACAAAAAA
This is a messenger RNA of Grus americana (Whooping crane), 2290 nucleotides long. RefSeq names its product potassium two pore domain channel subfamily K member 10 (gene KCNK10). Bases 1 to 1614 code for a protein of 537 amino acids. The transcript is spliced from 7 exons. Lineage: Eukaryota; Metazoa; Chordata; Aves; Gruiformes; Gruidae. Gene Ontology annotation, cellular component: membrane. Gene Ontology annotation, molecular function: potassium ion leak channel activity. The record is from RefSeq and is a predicted model, not a curated record. Gene Ontology annotation, biological process: stabilization of membrane potential; potassium ion transmembrane transport.